Adineta ricciae is the source of this 1911-nucleotide messenger RNA. The record is from the annotation of a GenBank genome assembly. NCBI's taxonomy places the organism in Eukaryota, Metazoa, Rotifera, Eurotatoria, Adinetida, Adinetidae.
AUGAAGGUAAUUUUGUCCAUUAUUGCACUUGCUUUUCUGUGUCCUUCGAUAUAUGCGAACUUUUGUCAAUCGGAAGAUUGCCGUGGUGGUGAAUGUGAACUUACUCGUUCAGCGAAUGGUUCAAUCAAGAAAUCAUGUCACUGUUUGAAAGGUGUAUGUGGUGAAACAUGUCAACGUCUAUGUAAUUCUACUUCGCCAUGUGCUGCGAAUCCAUGUUGGUUUGGUGGUACUUGUAUAGAGGUAGCAAAUUUCGAUUUUGUUUGUUUGUGUCCACCCAACUAUACUGGGAAAGACUGUCGAACUGUAAUGUCGUGUCAAACAGAUAGUUGUCAUAAUGAUGGUACAUGCAUUCAAACGACGUACGGUGCGCGAUGUAAUUGUCCGACAAAUUUUCGUGGUGAUUUCUGUCAGUAUACAACGCAAAAGAAACCAACGCAAAAGAAACCAACGCAAAAGUUACCAGUGGCCGAAUAUCGACAAUUUGAUGCUGAAACUUUAGCAGCUAUCGCUGGUCUUGGCUCAUCGAGUGCGCAUGACAAUAAUUAUAACCAACGAAUGUUCGCUAUCGCCAUGGGUAAUCGGUCACAAUUUGUUUUUUGUCUAACAAAUCCAUGCGAAAAUGGUGGUAGCUGUUUUAUUACAAAUUCCGCAACAACUAAGGGCAUAUGUAUUUGUCGUGAAGGGUACAUAGGUGACUAUUGUGAAAUAGUGCAUAAUACAACGUCGAUCGAUACUCACUUGUACGCCAGUUUCUGUGACACAAGCCCAUGUUUGAACGGUGGAACAUGUGUUGACGUUGGACAAAUGGAUGGAUAUUGUCGUUGUCCAGCACAAUACCGAGGACCGAAAUGUGAAACAGCGCUUCGAUCAUUUGGUUGUCAACCAAAUCCUUGUAAAAAUGGUGGAACUUGUGUUCUAUUAGAAAAUAAUCAAGCACAAUGCAUUUGCACACCCGUAUUUCGCGGCAUAACGUGCAAUCAAUUCAGUUAUGUUCCAUGCGGCGAUGCCACUUGUCAUGGUACACAGGGUAUAUGCGUGGCUAAUAAAUGUGUGUGUAAACCAGGUUUUGCUGGACCGAGAUGUGAUUCAACAGACUUCUGUUCAGCCUAUCCUUGUCUCAAUGGAGGCACAUGCGUUCAAACUAACGAAGAACCUUAUGGUGGCUGUAGCUGUCCACCGGAAUUUUCCGGUCCAACGUGUAGUAACGAUCCGUGUAAGCCGUCACCAUGCCUAAAUGGCGGUCAAUGCAUACGUAAACCAGAUAAUCAAUUCUAUUGUCAAUGUCGAAAUAAAAAUCGUGGUGUUUAUUGCGAACAGGCGGAAUGUUUUCCUUCAGACGCCACCGUUGAUGUUCUUGAUGUCGGUAAAGUUAAAUUAUCUUCAUUAAAACUUGGCCAACAAGUCCGAAUAAUCGAUGAACAGGAUCGGAUCGCUUAUUCACCUAUUAUUGCUUUUCUCCAUCGAGACUUGAACGAAGCAGGUUCAUAUAAACGUAUCCGCACGAAAAAUGCGCAAAUUGAAUUAUCGCCACGGCACUUAAUUCAUCGUCGAAACCAUGGCUUUGUCUGGGCAGAAAAUCUAUCGAAAGGUGAUGAAGUUCUUGUUAUACCAUCGAAACAAGGAAAUAAAACAGCAUGGGAAACAAUUACUGACAUUAGCGACAUUGAGAAACAAGGGCUAAUGGCUCCUUUAACUGAACAAGGCACAAUUAUUGUCAAUAAUGUGCAUGCUUCAUGCUAUGCUCUUGUUCGAUCUCACACAAUUGGUCAUAUCGCCUUAACACCCUUCCGGUGGUAUCGUCGAAUAUUUGGACGUUCAUCCGACAAUCCAACAUCACCGAUUUUGAACUAUGCGAACAUACUUUUUCAGUUAUUUAAAAAUUUACCUAUUCUUAAAGACAUUAUUUUUUAA